AUGAGUGAUGAUAAAUUGGAAACGACUGAAUCUUCAAUUGGUCAUGACGACAAAUUGGUAUCAAAUCCAUCGACAACAUUUCCUUCAUCAACUAUACAAAUAACUUUAACAAAUCAAAUGAAUUCAUCGUCUUCUCCUUCGAUGUCACCAAUUCAAUCGUCGUCGUCGGCGUCUCCUAUUCGACGAACAUUUAACAUCUGUGAUAUUCUUGCUAAACCAUCAUCAUUUAUUGAUAGUAAUCAAAUUCAUCAAUUGAAAUUUUUAAUUGAACAACAAUCACAUUCUGAUAAUGAUUCUAUAAGUGAUUGUGAUGAAUCUGAUGAAAUUCCUGAUGAUGAUUUAAAUGCAUCGAAAUCAUCAUCAACAAGUUCAGAUAAAUUAUCCAAGGGACGACGACAACGAACAGCAUUUACUUAUGAACAAUUAGUUGCAUUAGAAAAUAAAUUUAAACAAACAAGAUAUUUAUCAGUUUGUGAAAGACUUAAUCUUGCAUUAGCAUUAUCACUUACAGAAACACAAGUUAAAAUUUGGUUUCAAAAUCGACGAACGAAAUGGAAAAAACAAAAUCCAGGUCUUGAUGUUAAUUCUCCAGCAAUGCAUUCAUCACCAUCAUCAUCAUCCGCAAUUGGUAUUCAAUCAGCUGCUGCUUAUGUUGCUUCAUUUUAUAAUUCUCAACAACAAAUUCAUGGAUCUUCAUUAUUAUCACCACUCUAUCUUGCAUCACUAUACGCUAAUAUUCGAAAAUUUACUUAA
Messenger RNA from Adineta steineri, 753 nucleotides. Lineage: Eukaryota; Metazoa; Rotifera; Eurotatoria; Adinetida; Adinetidae. The record is from the annotation of a GenBank genome assembly.